Messenger RNA from Cucumis sativus (cucumber), 1585 nucleotides. Its product is annotated as epidermis-specific secreted glycoprotein EP1. The record is from RefSeq and is a predicted model, not a curated record. The transcript has a single exon. The coding region runs from base 57 to 1379 and encodes 440 amino acids. Lineage: Eukaryota; Viridiplantae; Streptophyta; Magnoliopsida; Cucurbitales; Cucurbitaceae.
UGAGCUUCAUCAUCCAUUCUUCUUCCAAUUACAGAGAGACAGAGUUUCAUUUAAACAUGAGACCGCCAUUGUUGACGCCUCUUCUGCUCUCUUUCUUCUUUUUCUUCUCCCUCUCUUUUGCUAUUGUUCCUUCCAAUGAGACUUUCAAGUUCGUCAAUGAAGGCGAUUUCGGCGAUUUCGCCGUUGAGUAUGAUGGAACUUACAGACCCCUCAGCAUAUCCAACUCCCCAUUUCAGCUCAUGUUCUACAACACAACGCCAAAUGCAUAUACACUCGCUCUUCGAAUGGCCAUUCUACGCUCUGAAUCCGCCAAGCGUUGGGUGUGGGAAGCUAAUCGCGGCCGUCCAGUUCGCGAAAAUGCCACAUUAUCUCUCGGCUCCGACGGAAACCUAGUCCUUGCUGAAGCUGACGGCACCGUUGUAUGGCAAACUAACACCGCCAACAAAGGCGUCGUCAAAUUAGAUCUGCUUCCUAAUGGCAACAUGGUGCUCCUCGACUCCAACGGUAAAUUCGUUUGGCAGAGCUUCGAUUCGCCGACGGAUACUCUCCUAGUCGGCCAAUCGCUCCGAAUCGGCGGCGUAACGAAGCUAGUAAGCCGCGCAUCGGAGAAAUUGAACGUGAAUGGACCUUACAGCUUUGUAAUGGAACGAAAAGCCGUGUCUCUGUAUUACAAAAGCCCUAACUCUCCAAAACCAAUGCGCUACUUCGCCGGAUCUUCGAAUUGGUUCACAAUCCAGAAAGGCUCCCUCGCAAGAGUCACUCUUCGAGCCGAGGUAGAUCCAGAUCAAGGAUUUGCCACCGAGUUGACAUUGAACUACGAAGUUGCCGGAACGGAGAACGGCGGACCAAUUCUGUCACGGCCAAAGUACAACAGCACAUUAACAUUCCUCAGAUUAGGAAUAGACGGAAACCUCCGGCUGUUCACAUACAACGACAAAGUGGACUGGAGCCCGUCGGAGAUUACGUUCACAUUGUUCGAUAGGGAAUUUAAUACAGGGAACACGGAGAGCGAAUGCCAGUGGCCGGAGCGAUGCGGGCAGUUCGGGUUGUGUGAGGAGAACCAAUGUGUGGCCUGCCCAACGGAGAAGGGGCUGUUGGGAUGGAGCAAGACAUGUAUGGCGAAGAAGGUAAGUUCAUGUGACCCCAAAAGCUUCCAUUAUUACAAAGUUGAAGGUGUGGAUCAUUUCUUGACAAAGUAUAACAAAGGAGAAGGGCUUAGCCAAAAAGAUUGCGAGAAAAAGUGUAAUUUGGAUUGUAAGUGUUUGGGGUAUUUUUACCAAACCAAAGGCUCACUUUGUUGGGUUGCAAAUGAGUUGAAAACUUUGAUCAAAGUGGAUAAUUCCACUCAUUUGGGAUUCAUCAAAACACCCAAUAAGUAGACUCUGAAAAGAUCGAGCCUUUUCUUUCCGUAUGUAAUUUCCAAAUACGUGUGUUUCAAAACUACAUAAUAAAGAUAAUGGGUUUCACUCAGUUGUAUUGAUAUGCAGUAUAUUUCUAGAGGUUGAUGGUUAACUCAAAAAAGUGAUUGUGUACUAUUUUUUUGUUAAGUGAAUUUUGGAAUAAUAUGGAUGAUAUUGCUUUAUUA